Messenger RNA from Chironomus riparius, 837 nucleotides. Lineage: Eukaryota; Metazoa; Arthropoda; Insecta; Diptera; Chironomidae. The record is from the annotation of a GenBank genome assembly.
AAAAAUCUUUUCAGUCGUUUCUAAACAGCUAAUCCAACAUGAACAAAUUAAUUUUGAUAGCACUGAUAACUUUGUGCCUUGUGGCUACAGUUCAGUGCAAGUGGAACAGAAAGUUUCUUCGUCACCGUAGCCAUAGCCGCGACCAUUCAGGCAGUGGUGAAGAUGACGAUGAAACUUGUGAUGAAUUUUGUGAAAGACGUGAAGAAGAAAAAAAUAAAGAAAGUAAUCGGAGACGAGAGUGCUCGAGUGGUCGAAAAAAGAAGGGUUGCAGACAUCACAGGAGUCGAGAGCGUAAAGGCAGUAAGGAGAGAGAAAGAGAGAGAAGUGAACAAAGAAGAGAACGUGAUUGUGAAUGUGAAAGGAGGAGAAUGAGUACAACAACCACUACAACAUCUACAACACCCUCUACAACAACCACUUCAACAACACCGUCAACCACAACCACAACUAGUCAAACGACUACCACAACUAACCCAACGACUACAUCAACCAGCCCAACGACCACUUCAACAUCUACUCAAAGUUCAACAACUCCUCAAACAACGACAACUAUGUCCACAACAACCACCAGACCUACAACAACGGAAACCACGACAACCCCUACAACCACAGCUGCUCAAACAACGACGACUACACGGAGAAGAAGAAGAAAUAGAAGUUCAACUACAACUCAAUCAGCCGUUGCGGCUGAUGAUGGAGAUUAUGAAGAAUAACUAAGUUGAGGAUGACCUUAGGGUUCGGUUUUUCUAUUGCUCAUGCAAGAAUUCAGCCCAACUAGGAUUUAUUGACUAUAUUAAAAUUUGAGUAUGUUCAUAAGUGUCAUCUGUAAUCAUCACA